GCAGGGAGUAGGAUCGCGUAAAAACAUUCGCCUCUAUCAGAGGGUGGUUAUAUUGAUUUCUUAUGACAUCACGGGGUUGCUAGGAAACUUGGCGCCGGCGCCCCGACGCUCUUGGAGGAUCGACCCCUGGGCUAGCAUUGCAGACGAGAACCUCGUUGACAUUCAAUCCUAGUGAAAAAAAUGUGUUAGUUAAUAUAGUGAACAAGUGAAAAUGGGCACUGUGCUCAGUUUUUCGCCCCGCGAGCGGAGACCAGUGUACACGACCGCUUCGACAGGUGAUUUUACCCUCAACAAUUUCUCUUACGAGCAAUUAAACAAUGCCAAAAAUCGCGAGAGCAAGAGCAACUGCAGCAUAACGAACUCGAACUCAAACAACCAUAAUUUAUGCAACAACAUCAACAACAAUGAAAACGCGAGAAUAAUAUCGGAAAAAAAUGCGUUGGAAAAGAAUCUUAGGAAACAUUCGUUGUUCAUCAACGCCUUAUCGUGGAAACGGUUCUCAACAACCAACAACAACAAAAAGAAAUUGGACAACAACAAAAAUAAGAACAACAUCACGGUUUUUCGACAACCUUUAGUUGACAACAUCCAUCCCGUGAUCGACAAAAACAAGAACAUCCAGCAAAGCAAGCACAGUUCUUAUUAUUCGAAUUCGAAGAGUGCUUCAGUACUCGCGUUAGACAUUGUUAGGGUCAACAAUGCCAAUAAUAAUACCAACAAUCACUUGCAUUGUGAAAAGGUGGUAAAUAAGCAAGUUAUUUUGAGUCAAAAUUCGCUCAGUUCUCAAAACCAGGUCGUGCCCGUCGCUGCACCUAAAAAGACUGUCAUCCAGGCUUCUACUUCUGAAUUAUUGAAGUGUUUGGGGAUGUUCCUACAUGCCAAGUGCUAUAAGUUAAGGGAUUUUCAAGCUGGGGAUGCUGUCAUGUGGCUCAGAACUGUUGACAGAAGUUUACUACUGCAAGGGUGGCAGGAUGUGGCUUUCAUCAAUCCAGCCAACGUCGUUUUCGUCUAUAUGCUAGUAAGGGACCUAGUGAAAUCCGACAUUGAAUGCGAACAAGACCUCCAAGCGGUCGUGCUUACUUGCCUUUACUUGUCUUAUUCUUAUAUGGGAAACGAAAUUUCCUAUCCCCUCAAGCCCUUCCUCGUAGAGGACUCCAAAGAAAAAUUCUGGGACCGAUGCCUGGACAUCGUCGAUAGGCUCUCAUCUAGCAUGCUGAGAAUAAAUGCCGAACCAGGCUACUUCACGGAAAUCUUCACCGAACUGAAAGGCUGCGGCAUCGGCAACAUCGUAGCCAACAACCUGGCGAACAUGGCUAGCCAAACUGUACCUGUAGUAUCCUGUAAUUCCGGCGCCGCGACGCCAGCUUGACGCAAAGAGGUGACUGUAGUGAAAUUAAGUCUGGCUGAAAUGCCUACCGUACCGUGCGAAGUUUGAUUACCGUUUUAUAUCUUCCAAAUGUUGUUAGAAUGUAGAGCGAAUUUGACAAAUCCGUCAUUCAGCGGCCAAAUUCUAAUUAAAAAAAGUUAGAGUAGGCGAUAGUGGUUCGAUUGCGAAUAGGACAGGAUCGAUGCUAAUGAACUUUUAAUAACUGUAAAUAGAACGUUUUUGUUCCAUCGGAAGAACCAGCAAAGGUGGAACAAAAUUUAGCUUCUAAGACAGCCAUAUUUGUAAUAGAUUUUAUAAAAAAGAAAACAAACUUUUAACUACAUCUGAUUGAUUUGUCAAAUUCAGAGAGAAUGUGAAGCGAAAAUAGUGGCAAUAUUUUUUUGUUUUGUUUAUUUUUUCUUAUUUUGUAAAAAAAGUACAAAUUAUCCACUCAUAAAAAAAUUGAAUCCGGCUCGAAGGACCAAAUUUAUGACGAUAAAUAAUCUUUGCUGAG
Molecule: messenger RNA, 1880 nt
Organism: Psylliodes chrysocephalus
Lineage: Eukaryota; Metazoa; Arthropoda; Insecta; Coleoptera; Chrysomelidae
Source: the annotation of a GenBank genome assembly